Chinchilla lanigera (long-tailed chinchilla) is the source of this 900-nucleotide messenger RNA. It is a transcript of the gene Psmb1, whose product is annotated as proteasome subunit beta 1. NCBI's taxonomy places the organism in Eukaryota, Metazoa, Chordata, Mammalia, Rodentia, Chinchillidae. The transcript is spliced from 6 exons. The record is from RefSeq and is a predicted model, not a curated record. The coding region runs from base 41 to 835 and encodes 264 amino acids. Gene Ontology annotation, cellular component: proteasome core complex.
ACCUAUGGCAAGCACAUGUUCCUUAUGAUGCCCGCAAUGAAUGUUAGCUAAUCACACUUGCGGAAUAAGGAAGAGCAAAACCAGAUGCCUUGUGCUUAUACAAUUAUAUUUUAAUUCCGCUACUACCAUCUCGUGCACUUUUUUCUCGCCAAGAGACCGCUGUAGGUAUUUCAAAAAUGGUCUCCAGCUUACCUUGAUUUCUCAGUCCUGUGGCUUAUUUAGUACUGUAUUGGCAAUUGCUGGAGAAGAUUUUUCAAUUGUUGCUUCUGACACUCGACUGAGCGAGGGCUUUUCCAUUCACACCCGGGACAGCCCCAAAUGUUACAAAUUAACAGAUAAAACAGUCAUUGGAUGCAGCGGUUUUCAUGGAGACUGCCUCACUCUGACAAAGAUUAUUGAAGCAAGACUAAAGAUGUAUAAGCAUUCCAAUAAUAAGGCCAUGACAACAGGGGCCAUUGCCGCAAUGCUGUCCACCAUCCUGUACUCCAGGCGCUUCUUUCCCUACUACGUUUACAACAUCAUCGGGGGACUCGAUGAAGAAGGGAAGGGCGCUGUGUACAGCUUCGACCCCGUGGGCUCCUACCAGAGAGACUCCUUCAAGGCUGGAGGCUCAGCAAGUGCCAUGCUGCAGCCCUUGCUUGACAACCAGGUUGGCUUCAAGAACAUGCAGAACGUGGAACAUGUCCCACUCUCUUUGGACAGAGCCAUGCGACUGGUGAAAGAUGUCUUCAUUUCUGCAGCCGAGAGGGACGUGUACACCGGGGACGCCCUCAGGAUCUGUAUUGUGACCAAAGAGGGCAUCCGGGAGGAGACGGUUUCCCUGAGGAAGGACUGACGUGUGGGCUGUGCCUGGGCAUAUCAAGCAAAUCGGUUUUAUUAAAAAAGAAACGUGAAUUACUU